AUGUCGUAUUUAGGUAAUUUGCCUGUUUUCGAUCACAAAACAAGUGAAUGGUCAAUAUUUUAUGGGAAAUUAACACAGUUCCUAAGGAUAAAUAAUGUGACAAAAGAAGAAAUUAAGAGUGGUAUCCUGCUGACUCGUCUCACCGAUGAAACCUACCGCUUAGUACGUAACUUAGCGUACCCUAACACGGUGGAAUCGUUAACUUACAACGAGCUAGUUCAAAUACUCAACAGCCAUUUCAAACCAAAGCAGUGCUCCUUCGUAGAUAAGGCCAACUUUUUUGGAGCGACUAGAAGUCCAGGAGAAUCACUGGGAGACUGGGCGGCGCGAUUAAGAGGACUAGCAAGCUAUUGCGAAUUCGGCGACGCCCUAGAAACGAAUCUGAGAGAUCGUUUUGUCCUAGGCCUGGGCUCUGGCCCGGAACGCGACAAGCUGUUCGAGCAGAACCCGACAACACUUACGCUAACUAAGGCGAUUGAAAUAGGGGAACAAGCUGCUUGCGCAAGAGAGUCGUUACCCUUGUCACCGUCUAUGCCCGUUAAUGCUCCUUUAUCCGAACCUUCUGUAGGCAAUCCUCGGUCAUCGACCGUAGUAGAGCAACCCGUUAAUACUGACGCAAUAGACCAUGAUAAUGGGGAAGAAUGGGGCGAUUAUUCGGCACAGGACAGCGUGGGAGACUCAACAGAGAUUCCGGAAGCGUCAGAUUCGCCUGAAGCUUCCGAAAACGGAGUCGAACAGCCUCAGAGCGAGUCUGUCCGCUCCAAUGACGUACCACCAGCGCAGGCACCGACACCCGCUCGUCAACUGCGCCCCAGGAAGAGGAUAGAUUAUAAGAAAUAUUUUUAA
Parnassius apollo (apollo) is the source of this 846-nucleotide messenger RNA. The record is from the annotation of a GenBank genome assembly. NCBI's taxonomy places the organism in Eukaryota, Metazoa, Arthropoda, Insecta, Lepidoptera, Papilionidae.